GGGUGCGGUAGCGGCGGGGGCGGUGUGUACAGCGCUGAGCAGGGAGAGGAGACAUGUUUGUUCAGAGAACCGUCAGAAUUUGUUUAUCUGCUGCCAGAAAUGGACAAGUUGUGUCUGCAGGACGAUCCAGACUACAGCACAGCCAGGCUCCCACGCAUGUGGACGGUUCCCAUCCUGCCCGUCAAGAGACGUCCAACGCCAAGAACCUGAUGGAUAUCGGGACGCGGCGCAUCUUCACUGAGGACCAUGACCUCUUCAGACAGAACGUACGCCGCUUCUUCCAGGAGGAGGUGGUGCCCCACCACAAGGAGUGGGAGAAGGCCGGUCAGGUGAGCAGGGAAGUGUGGGAGAAGGCCGGAGUGCAAGGCCUGCUGGGAGUUUUCACUCCGGAGGAGCACGGCGGCAUUGGGGGAGACCUGAUGUCUGCUGCCAUCGUUUGGGAAGAACAGAUGUACUCCAACUGCUCUGGUCCAGGCUUUGCGCUGCACUCAGAAAUCGUCAUGCCUUACAUCAGCAACUACGGCACCACAGAACAGAUCCAGCACUUCAUCCCCCGCAUGGCCGCCGGGAAAUGCAUCGGUGCCAUCGCCAUGACAGAACCGGGAGCGGGCAGUGACCUCCAAGGUGUAAGGACAUAUGCCAAGAAAGACGGCAGUGACUGGAUUCUUAACGGCAACAAGGUUUUUAUCACCAACGGCUGGAUGAGCGACCUGGUCAUCGUGGUGACCGUGACCAACCGGGAGGCGAAGGCGGCAGCUCACGGCAUCAGUCUGUUCCUGGUGGAGGACGGCAUGAAAGGCUUCCACAAAGGACGCAAGCUGGAGAAAAUUGGCCUGAAGGCACAGGACACGGCAGAGCUGUUCUUCGAGGACGUGCGUCUGCCGGCCAAUGCUCUGCUGGGAGAGGUCAACAAGGGCUUUUACUACCUCAUGAAUGAGCUGCCGCAGGAGCGUCUGCUGAUCGCCGACAUGGCCAUCGCCAGCUGUGAGUUCAUGUUUGAGGAGACCAGGAGCUACGUGUUGCAGCGGAAGGCGUUCGGAAAAACCAUUGCUAACCUGCAGACGGUGCAACACAAACUAGCGGAGCUGAAGACGGACAUCUGUGUUGGCCGGGCCUUCGUGGACAGCUGUCUGCAGCUCCACGCCAGCAAACGGCUGGACUCCUCCACUGCCUCCAUGGCCAAGUUCUGGGCAUCGGACCUCCAGAACAAGGUGGCCACCCAGUGUCUGCAGCUCCACGGAGGCUGGGGAUACAUGUGGGAAUACCCCAUCGCCAAGGCGUUCGUUGACUCUCGUAUCCAGCCCAUUUACGGAGGCACCAACGAGAUCAUGAAGGAGCUGAUCGCUCGCAGCAUCAUCAGCCAGAAAUAAGAGGUGGAUCUUUAUUCACAGUGGAGGGUUGACCUGGGGGGGGGGGGGGGGGGGGCAUCUGGUUUUCCCUCAGGUCCCCAUUUAGUCUUCUCACAUUGAUCUGGAAAGUCUGAAAAUACAUUGGAACACAAGUUCGAACAUUUCCAGGUCUUGAGAAUGAGAGAAUCCCUGGGGGAAAAGUGGGAAAAUGUCAGACAUUUCUUACACACGUGAAUGAUUGUUGUGCAGCAAACGCCGGGUGUGUGGGUGUGCUGGGUUGAUAUUACUUCUGUAUGAAAUAACUGUUAGUGCUUCAUGUCUUCAGGCAUGCUGAAUAAUUCAGGUAAGAAACUCACAGAAAGGUGAAUCGGUUCAUCUGGACACAAGGUUUAUUGAGAGAAUCGUUUCAUCAUCAUUUAAGUGACCUCUUCAGUCUCACCUGACUGCAGGUGUCCCCACCCUUAUAAACAAUACAGUGACUGCAGGUGUCCCCACCCUUAUUAACAAUACAGUGACUGCAGGUGUCCCCACCCUUAUAAACAAUACGGUGACUGCAGGUGUCCCCACCCUUAUAAACAAUAGAGUGACUGCAGGUACCCCUAACCCUUAUAAACAAUACAGUGACUGCAGGUACCCCUAACCCUUAUAAACAAUACAGUGACUGCAGGUACCCCCACCCUUAUAAACAAUACAGUGACUGCACGUGUCCCCACCCUUAUAAACAAUACAGUGACUGCAGCUACCCCCACCCUUAUAAACAAUACAGUGACUGUGUAGCGAAUUCGGGAGGCAACCACAGGAACUGCCGUGGCCGGGGCACGAACCCAUAUCGCCCGCACAUAGAGUAUGUCACUAAUACAUAGAGUAUGUCACUAAUACAUAGAGUAUGUCACUAAUACAUAGAGUGCAUAAUAAAUAAACGUUGUGUCCAGAUGAACUGAUCCAACUUUCUGUCUACUAGCGCUGAGGCAGGGAAUUGGAUCUUACUGCCGUCAUAACCUCAGAGUCAAUACAGCUGGCUGAAAAUGUAUUUCUGUUUUUAAACUUCAGCGAAAUCCAUGAAAAAUUGUACUUGGCACUAAUGGUGUAUUUUUAGGUGCGAAGCAACUCAUAAACCUGAAGAGAAACUGAAAAACUCAAAUCACAGUCACUAAUCUGUUAGAGCGAUCCAUGUAAGCAGGACUCUGAAGUUAAAAUGAGCUUAGCAUGUCUUGAAAAUGAAAACAAAAAGAAGAAAAACAUUUAGCGAUUUUAAGAAUGUAAAAAUAAACACAGCGUUCAGCUCUUUUCAGUCCUCCCCGGACGGAUCGUACCAUUUUUCCUCAGUUGUUGGCUGCCAGCAGUACUUCAGUGAAAUGUGCCUUGAUUUUCAUCGUAUUUACUGAACAUAUCUAGAAGCAGUCUUGAGCAGAUCCAUUCAGUAAUGGCAUCUUUUGACACUGUGUCCUUGUUGUAAUUUCACACUCGGUGGUAAUAUGUAUGUUCUGUAUAUGAAGUUGCUGAAGACGUGCGUGUGUCAGAUUUGUUGGUCAAAUCCAUUCGCCUUUUUCUUUUUGUAGUUCAGCAUUGAAUGUGUUUUUCAUUCUCCUGCUAAUUAUCAAGACCGUCCAUUUGAACACACAGAUCACUGUGCUGGCCAAACAUUACAUGUGUCUCGGUUUGCCUAACUUUUGCUAUAGGCACUAUGUCACCAGUAAAUAUUCCUAGACCUCUUUUAGAUUCCAUUUCAGUCUUUUGUGAUGUUUAUUUCUUCUCUGUAGAGAAUAAAGAAGUUAUAAUAUUUGAAGUUAUAAGUUGGUUAGCGCUGGUUAGCGCUGUCGCCUGACAGCAAGAAGGUCCUGGGUUCGAACCCCGGGGUUGUCCAACCUUGGGAGUCAUCCCAGGUCGUCCUCAGUGUGGAGUUUGCAUGUUCUCCCCGUGCCUACGGUGGGUUUUCUCCGGGUGCUCCGGUUUCCCCCACCAUCAAAAAGACAUGCAUGUUAGGGUUAAUACUCCUGUCUGUGUCCCUGACCGAGGCAUGGCAAGAAGAACUGAGUUAGUCCCCGGGUGCUGCAUGGCGGCUGCCCACUGCUCCUAGCUACACAGCUAGGAUGGGUUAAUGCAGAGCAUAAUUUCUCCACGGGGAUCAAUAAAGUAUAUCAAAAUAAAAAAAAAAGGCUGUGUUCAUGGCUGCUUCUUUUUUAUUUUUUAUUUGGGGGGAUGCAGUUUUCAGUUUCUGCCAGGAGGGGGCAGUGAAAGCAAACAAAGCGGAAGUAUAAAAUGACGUUAUUCACAAAGUGAACGUUGUGACGGUGUGUAGUGGAAUAACUAAUAACUACAUAGAUAAAGAGAAAACUCAACAGAAAGUGUGCAGAAAAUCAGAAACAGACAUCCAGACAUGAAAGAAGAGAAAUGAAAAGUAGAAGAAGUUGCAUUCAUGCCUUCAAAUAAAUUUUUCAUAUUUGAUUUGGUAUUUAUUUUCAUUUCACAUUUACUUAUUUAGCAGAUGCGGUUUUUUCAAAGCUAUUAAUAAGUCAAUAAUUGACAUAAAUCCAUGAGUCAGUGUACGUACUUACAAUUUAGAGUACUAAACAGCCAUGAUGAAAGUAUGCAAGUAAGAAUACUUCAUUACAGCACUUCAGGAUCUUUUGGACGUAUCUGUACUUUACUAGACUGUUUACAUUUUUUGGUGACUUGUACUUAACUAUUUUCUAAAU
This is a messenger RNA of Lampris incognitus (smalleye Pacific opah), 4045 nucleotides long. It is a transcript of the gene acadl, whose product is annotated as acyl-CoA dehydrogenase long chain. Lineage: Eukaryota; Metazoa; Chordata; Actinopteri; Lampriformes; Lampridae. Gene Ontology annotation, biological process: carnitine metabolic process, CoA-linked; fatty acid beta-oxidation using acyl-CoA dehydrogenase; long-chain fatty acid catabolic process. The record is from RefSeq and is a predicted model, not a curated record. The transcript is spliced from 11 exons. The coding region runs from base 54 to 1370 and encodes 438 amino acids. Gene Ontology annotation, molecular function: flavin adenine dinucleotide binding; long-chain fatty acyl-CoA dehydrogenase activity. Gene Ontology annotation, cellular component: mitochondrion.